This is a messenger RNA of Phytomonas sp. EM1, 618 nucleotides long. NCBI's taxonomy places the organism in Eukaryota, Euglenozoa, Kinetoplastea, Trypanosomatida, Trypanosomatidae. The record is from the annotation of a GenBank genome assembly.
AUGGCAUCAGAAUUUGACGUGCCAGGUCGCCAACAGCUAGAUGAUCUGACACGUCUGUUUGAUUCCUUGUGUCGUGAGAAAUCUCCGACAGCUCUUUUUUCAAAACGAGAGCUUUUUUAUCCUCUGUAUUCAUAUGUCAAAGGGCUUACUAAUGAGGGCUCUGACGUGCAGGUCACGAAAGCAGCACGAGAUAAAAUUUGCCACAAAGUCGGUGAGCGCAUGAAAAAGGUUCUCGAGGUGAAGUUGAUCUUUUUAAAGAAGAAGAGGGACAAUGUGGUCCCCUCUAACGCGACCCUAGAGAUUUGUCUGAGAUCGACUCUUAAAAUGUACGUAUUUAUCCUGUGCAAUAUAUUAAUGUCAGUCGCUCCUCCACCUGAAGAUGAUGGAAGUGGCUUUGCCAGUAUAGCUACGCCAUCACAGCGCCGUGGUGCUCGUCGGAAAAGGCGAUUCGGUGAAUCGGAGGCUGGAUUUGGCGAUGAUGAAAGUGGAGUUGACAUGGACGGACGAAAAUUAGCGCUUGCGUCUCUUAUUGAGCUAUGCUCACCUGAAUUUAUGGCAUUCUGGCCAGACAAUUCCCUCGAAAGCGGGAGACUCAACCUUACUAUGGAAACGAUUUAA